Adineta ricciae is the source of this 2868-nucleotide messenger RNA. Lineage: Eukaryota; Metazoa; Rotifera; Eurotatoria; Adinetida; Adinetidae. The record is from the annotation of a GenBank genome assembly.
AUGAAUAUGACAGAAGAAACAAUCGAUAUAAGAAGAUAUCUAGUCAAACGAUCGAGUAGUGAAAGUUCGGAUUCGAAAAUCUUAGAUUUCUGUCAAUUGUUUCGUUUAUAUUCAAGUAUCAUACUUGUUAUUGUUGGUAUGAUCGGCUCGAUGCUCUCGAUAAAAGUGUUCUCAUCAACAAAAAUUCGACGGAAUUCAUCUAAUGAAUAUCUCAUUACAAUGAGCUUUGUGGUUGCAUUAUUACUAUUUAAUUACUUCUGUGAUGAAGUUCUUCGAUCGAUUGUACGUGUUCAUGAUGUUAAAUUACCAAUAAAUCUUGUUGAUUUAUCGGGACCACUCUGUAAAUGCUCAACUUAUCUCCGUCAUACGUUACGUUUUGCCGCUCAUUGGAUAGUUGUUGCAUUCACACUUGAACGUCUCAUUGUUGUCUAUUUUCCGCUUCAAACAUCUGUUCUGUGUAAUCCACGCAGUGCUCGUCGAAUAUGUCUAUUCAUACUUAUCAUAUCAUUUCUCUUACCGUUUUAUUCAUUUCUCAUGUCCAAUGUAAAUAGUGACGAGAAAAAUGAACUUUCCGAAUGUGAUAUUAUGAAUGAAUAUAAAGCAAUUUAUUUUUAUCUAACGAUUAUCUACGGAAAUUUAACUUUAACAUUUCCAAUUCUCAUUGUGAGCAUCGUUAAUAUUCUAACAGUUCGACAAUUACUACGCGCUGGACGUUUACGAAAGAAACAACAACAGCAACAACAAUUAAGUCAAACGAAAAAAGUCGAUAGUGCCAAUAAUGAAUAUGUAAAUAUGAUUAUGAAGAAUCAAUUGGAAAACGACAAAGUAACCUGGAUGCUCGUUGUUAUUUCAAUCACAUUUGGGAUUUUGAAUUUUCCAUAUUUUAUCCUUUGGCUAGUUACGUGUAUCAUGCGUGUGCGAGGAGACACGCCGCCAAUCUAUGUUGAAGCAGGCCGGAUGAUUGCUGAAGUCUUCUAUUUACUCAAUUAUAGUCUAUAUUUCUUUCUCUAUGUCAUCUCAAGACGAACGUUUCGAAAAGUUUUAAUCGAAAAAAUGCGUUGGCGAUGCGAUUGGUUCGAACAAUGGCGUUUGUACGAGAUGCGCGUGGACGCUGCCAUUCGUUCUCAACAAAUGUCUCGACAGGAGACCGUACGUAAAGAAAGUACCGUGCUCGAACAUCGCACAUCAAUGACAAAUCUACGUCCAAGUUCGUCACGUCGACUUCUAACAGCAGAGACAGAGCAGAACGAAGAACUGACAACAUCUAAUACAAAUAUCGCAAGCCAUAUGAUCACAUCGGAAAGGACCAGUGGUAUCUAUUCGUAUGAUUUUGGAAAUACCUUUUCUGCUAUCUGUAUACUGGCUUACAUAUCGAAAACUAAUCGUUUCGACGCGGACGAUUAUUCCGAAUCGGCGUUUUUUACUUCAUUCAGUGAACAAUUUCAUCACAAGAAAAGCUCGAUACAAAAAUUGACGACAUGUUCACAGAACGAGGUUAUCUGUUUUUCCAAGAAUAACCCGCUUAAUUUUUCCAGAAAGAAGAUACACGAGAAUGUUCUACCAUUUUAUUUAUUACCAGCAAAGGUUAUUACUAACAGAAAUGCCAUUCAUUCAGUGGCAACAAAGAAAUUGCAUGGCUUAGAUCCGUCAAACCAAAUAGCACAAGCACAGUCGACAAAUUUGAUUUUGAUCGAACGGAAACAAUUGCAAUCGAUAACAGAGAGCGUGACGAAUAUUGAAUUCAGUCCCAAUGAUUUAAAAUCGUCAGUGAAAAGCGCCUAUCACAUUCCUAGUCCAACUAUUCUCCUACCUGGUGAACUUUCUCCUUCACCAAAAUCUAUUAUAAACAGUAAUACAGUUGUGAAUAAACUACAACGAUCGACUCCGACCGAAAGUAACCGCAAUUUAAUGAUCUUCAAUCAACCUACACCAUCAUUCCAUCGACAAAAUCGCUCGAUCGAUCAUAUCGAUGCUGAUAAAAUUUCUCUAUCCAGCAUCAAUGUUGCUAAUCUAAAUCAACCAAUAUCACCGUCACAAAUAUCAUUGCUUAAUACAACUAUUGUAUCUCCGCAUGACGAAUUCAAUUUACAUAAGUCGAACCAUCUUAGUGUUUCAGUAUCACCACACGUCUUCCCCAUCAAACAAGUCGCUGUUGUGGUGCCACGAUUCGUUGAUAAACCAUCACUUUCCAAUAGAUCCCUCUACAGUCCGAGAAUUUCAUUGUCACAAAUGAUCAAUGAUCUUGAUGAAAUCUAUCAGAGUAAUCCAGCAUCGACAUUAUCUCAAGAUUUCGAAUCACUUCCAUUGAAAUCGUAUCACGAAUCAACGAGUCAAUUUGAAAUGACACCAGAUAUUCCACUAUACGAUCCUUCACCUCAAGUUAAAACGCAUUCUGAAAUUAAAUAUCAACCCGAAUCUCUAUGGAAAAUGAAGUUCACACUGAAAACGUUACUAUCGAUGGCAAAUAGAGACGAUGCUCAAGCUUUGAAAGAUCGUAAACCUAUUGAUUAUCACAUGUUUUUAACAAAUAAGUUCAAUAAGAACUCUAUCUUUCAUUACACCGAUUUGAAGGACGGAAAAUCAACUACGCAUGUCAAAACGCAAUCGAAUGAACAAAAUGCAAAGGAGAAUCGAAAAUUGUAUCGACGCUUGCUAGGAACGAUGAGUUUGCGUAAACCGGUGAAUAUCAAAAAAGUCGAAUCGGUCACGUCGUUGAAAAAGAUAAAGACAAAACGUGUACGAAGCACAAAACGAUCAAUUCCGCAGACAUCUGUAGAAAGUUCGAUUUCACAUCCGAAAAAUACUCGAAAUGAGCAACCCGUACUGAUCAAUUAUCAGAUCGUACCUAUCUCUUCACUCUCACGAUGA